CAUACACCACAAGAACCAAAUGCUUUUCCUUCACAUUCACAUAUACUGCUGAGAGAGAGAGAGAGAGAGCCCCAGGAAAAAGAAAAGAAAGCUCCCCUUCAGAAUAAAAGUGAGAAGAGAAAACAGUGAGAGAGAGAGAGAGAGAUCACCCACUCUACCUACAUCGGAGAUUGGGGAGCUUAUGCGCAACUCUCAAAGCUGGUUGUAUUGUAUAGAGUAUUAGACUACAAGAGUAGUGAGAGUGAGAGUGAGAGAGUAGUUUGUUUGCACUUUGCAACCUCUCCCCACUAGUCCACUACGCAAAAACAAAACAACCAAAACACAUGCUCCUCGAUGCCAUAAACCCUUCUCACUCCUUUCUCUCUCCCUAUCUCCAACUUUUUUCUUCUCCUUUACUCUCUGCUGCCGUGCUGCGUCCUCCUCUCUUCUCCCUCCUCCCUCCUCCCUCAACUCUCAACCCCUCCUGCUUCUUGCUUUCUUGUUCGUUAGGUUCGUUAAAGGGUUAGUUGAAGACCUCUGGUUCAGCCAAGAUGAUUAAAUUAUUAGACUUCUACCAUGUCAUGACUGCAAUGGUUCCACUCUACGUGGCCAUGAUCUUAGCUUAUGGCUCUGUCAAAUGGUGGAAGAUCUUCUCGCCGGAUCAAUGCUCCGGAAUCAAUCGCUUCGUUGCCCUCUUUGCCGUUCCACUUCUCUCCUUCCACUUCAUCUCCACCAACAAUCCCUACGCCAUGAACUUCCGCUUCAUCGCAGCUGAUACCCUUCAAAAGCUUAUCGUCUUGGGCAUUUUGGCCGUGUGGUCCAACGUCAGCAAGCGAGGCUGCUUGGAGUGGACCAUCACGCUCUUUUCUCUGUCUACUCUCCCAAACACGCUCGUCAUGGGCAUCCCUUUGCUUAAAGGGAUGUAUGGAGAUUUCUCGGGGAGUUUAAUGGUGCAAAUCGUGGUGCUUCAGUGCAUCAUUUGGUACACUUUGAUGCUGUUCAUGUUUGAGUACAGAGGGGCCAAGAUGUUGAUCACUGAGCAGUUUCCGGAGACAGCUGGUUCCAUUGUGUCCAUCGCUGUUGAUUCCGAUGUGAUGUCGUUGGAUGGCCGUGAGCCGCUGGAGACUCAGGCGGAAAUUAAGGAAGACGGGAAGCUUCAUGUUACUGUAAGGAAGUCCAAUGCUUCCAGGUCAGAGAUCUUCUCUAGACGCUCUCAAGGGUUGUCGACCACGCCGAGGCCUUCCAAUUUAACAAAUGCAGAGAUAUACUCUCUGCAGUCGUCCAGGAACCCAACUCCAAGAGGGUCCAGCUUCAAUCACACGGAUUUCUACUCAAUGGUUGCCGGUGGCCGGAACUCUAACUUCGGAGCCUCGGAUGUUUAUGGGCUUUCAGCGUCGAGAGGACCGACACCGAGGCCGUCUAAUUAUGAAGAGGAUAACAAGGCUAGAUUCCAUCACCAUGCAACAGGUGGGGCACAGUACCCGGCUCCAAAUCCCGGCAUGUUCUCUCCUACUGGAUCCAAACCGGCCUCUAAUAAUACAGCUGCCACCGCUGCUGCUACUUCUGCUAAAAAGACCACCAAUGGCCAAGUGCAGCAGAAACCAGAAGAAGGGACGAAAGAUCUUCAUAUGUUCGUCUGGAGCUCAAGUGCUUCUCCAGUCUCAGAUGUCUUUGGUGGUCAAGAAUAUGGCGUUGCAGACCAGACUGUAAAAGAUGUUAGAAUGGCUGUUUCUCCCGGAAAAGUGGAGGGUCGUAGAGAGAACCAAGAAGAGUACAUGGAGAGAAAUGAUUACAGUGGAGUAGUAGUAGAUAGGGAGAUGAACGAUGCAGGGCACAAAAUGGGUGAUAGCAAACCCAAAGGCAUGCCUCCUGCUAGUGUCAUGACGAGGCUUAUUCUGAUCAUGGUGUGGAGGAAACUCAUCCGAAACCCCAACACAUAUUCCAGCCUACUCGGCCUCACUUGGUCUCUAAUUUCAUUCAGGUGGCACGUUGAGAUGCCUGCUAUAAUAGCAAAGUCCAUCUCAAUACUGUCAGAUGCGGGCCUUGGCAUGGCCAUGUUCAGUCUGGGUCUGUUCAUGGCCUUGCAACCGAGGAUCAUAGCAUGUGGGAAUUCUAUAGCAUCUUUUGCCAUGGCUGUGAGAUUCCUUACAGGUCCAGCUGUCAUGGCAGCUGCUUCCAUUGCUGUUGGGCUGCGGGGCGUUCUCUUACACGUCGCCAUUGUACAGGCUGCUCUUCCACAGGGAAUUGUCCCCUUUGUCUUCGCCAAGGAAUACAACGUACAUCCUGAUAUUCUCAGUACCGCUGUUAUUUUUGGGAUGCUGAUUGCAUUGCCCAUCACGCUGGUUUACUACAUUUUGUUGGGUCUGUGAGAAAAUCAUCAACAAUUGUUGCAUCAUCGCCUCGCCGUCGACGGAGGAGAAAUUAACCAAGUGGAUCAAGCCACCGGAAAUGAGGACUGUGGAAGAAAACGGCGAGUUUCAAAAAUGAUUAAUCCGAUAGGCGGCAGGGGGGGCUGCAGGCCAUCUCUAUGAUGAUCAUGUUUAAUUGGGUGGAUUUUGUUUCUAGUAAAAUUGUAAAAUCAUAUUUGUAGUCAAGUGAAAUCUUUUUGGUUCAUUAGUUACUUCAUUGUCAUCAUAACCUUUCACUUCUCGUCCAAGAAUAGUUUGAUAGAAGCAGUGAUUGAUAUA
Molecule: messenger RNA, 2666 nt
Organism: Nelumbo nucifera (sacred lotus)
Lineage: Eukaryota; Viridiplantae; Streptophyta; Magnoliopsida; Proteales; Nelumbonaceae
Product: putative auxin efflux carrier component 1c
Biological process (GO): auxin export across the plasma membrane; auxin polar transport
Cellular component (GO): plasma membrane; endoplasmic reticulum
Molecular function (GO): auxin efflux transmembrane transporter activity
Source: RefSeq, a predicted model, not a curated record